AUGGAGACCGGCUUCGGCAUUGGACGAGUGAGAUAUCUCUGGAGUUUGCGAGGAAUUCACAUUGCUGACUGCCUGGGCAGCUGGGUCGACCGCCCAAUUCGUCCUAUUAGUUUGCGCCAACUCUUCUUCUUCGGCCGCACCCUGACUGAGAGCCGCCUGCUCAGCUCCGCUAACUAUGUCCGCAUGGAGCUACCAACGAGAAUUGCGCAUCGGCUACGGGAGAUGCAAAGGCUACCCUACGUAGUGGUCACCAACCCACAUCUCUCCUUGGUGUAUGAAUUGUACUACAAGUCGUUUGAGAAUUUUCGUCGCAUUCCCGUUAUCAGGAGUGUUGAAGAGAACGAACAGUUCUGCAAGGUCAUAGGCGAGAGCUUGAAGGAACAUCUGGCUGUGAUCCCCAACCUGGUCAUGGGCGUCCUCGAGUGCCAGGACCUUGUGUCGGCCGACACCAUGGACAAGUUCGUGCAGGCCAUGCUGCGGGCUCGCAUCUCCAGGCGUGUCAUUGCCGAACAACACCUCGCAUUGACCGACACGUUCAAUUCUCCCUGGCACGUGGCCCAGCCGAGCGCGGAAAACGAGUUUGUGGGUGAAGUUCUACUCAAAUGCAACGCGAAGGACGUCAUUGAAAGAGUUGGGAAGUUCACCCAGGACAUCUGCAAGUCAUCAGCAGGCGCCGACCCGUUAGUUCCGGAGAUCAAGAUUCAAGGCCAUGUCAAUGCUACAUUUCCCUACGUUUUGAGCCACCUGGAAUACAUCAUUGGUGAACUGCUCCGGAAUUCGGUUCAGGCAGUCAUGUCGCGGUACCAAACUCCCAACAACCCGCCUCCCCCGAUCGAAGUACUGGUCUGCGAGGCUCCCCAGCAGGUGGUGAUCCGCAUUUCUGACCAAGGUGGAGGUAUUCCCCGAGAGAUCACCCCUUUCCUUUGGUCUUUUAAUAAAGGACCAAGAAGUGCAUCUCGUCUGGAGAACUUCCGAGAUGUUCCAACCCUGGCUGCCACCAUGCAAGAAGUCCGACAGUUCGCGGCAGCUGAAGAGAGGCCAAGUGGGAAGAUGAGAGAUUCAUCCCUGAGCACCCUCGCGUCAAGAGCGCCAGAUCUGAGGCUUGGAAUGGGAUUGCCCAUGAGCCGGGUGUAUGCCGAGUACUGGGCUGGAGGCCUAGAACUGCAUAGCUUGGAGGGUUACGGCGUAGAUGCAUUCCUCCAAAUAUCGAAGUUGGGAAACCAGAAUGAGCAACUCACAUCACGAGCGAGUAUAGACGCCGUCUGA
Exophiala spinifera is the source of this 1266-nucleotide messenger RNA. RefSeq lists its product as uncharacterized. Gene Ontology annotation, biological process: protein phosphorylation; regulation of glucose metabolic process. Gene Ontology annotation, molecular function: pyruvate dehydrogenase (acetyl-transferring) kinase activity. NCBI's taxonomy places the organism in Eukaryota, Fungi, Ascomycota, Eurotiomycetes, Chaetothyriales, Herpotrichiellaceae. Gene Ontology annotation, cellular component: mitochondrion. The record is from RefSeq and is a predicted model, not a curated record. The transcript has a single exon. Bases 1 to 1266 code for a protein of 421 amino acids.